AUGCCUACGGGAUUCCAGGCUAGCGUCGAGCGCAGAGAGUCCCAGGGUGCUACUCCCAAGAUAUGGAUACCCGUGGUUGUGGUGGCCGUGACGCUUUCUGCGAUUGCGAUACUCAUAUGGGCUCGCCGAUCCUCCGCAGUCCGACAGGGAUUCUCUACCAUUCUCUCGCGCUCGUCGACGAACAAUACUUCAUCGCGUCCAGGGACGGCCAGAGAAGUCACUGCUGAGCAGCUUGCAGGGUCUACGGCGAAUGCAGCCAAUGCAACGACUGCCAAUGCAACGACUGCCAAUGGCAACACUACGACGACUGGAACUGGUGCUAGACCCAGGAGAACCCGACGACCCCGUCGGACACCUUCUCAAGUAUCCACGACGUCUUUGCCUGCGUACAUGAAGGAACCCGGAGAGCAGGAGUUGGUUAUCUACCGUGGUCCCGAAGACAUGGAGGACGCUCCGAUAGCACACACUAAUAUUGUAAUGCCUCUAGUCGACGAAGACGCUAACGAAUCUCAGCACUCUCACUCGCGGGACCACUCUUACCCACCGGCACCCGAUUCGCCUAACGACAUGCCGCUCCUCGCGGAUGGUCAAGACGAUGUCGAUGAUCACGACGCUUCUCCGGACUUGCUGCGCGCGCCCCCCGGUGAGGGCAUGCCCACCAGACCCAGCACAGACACCCUGAAUGCCUCCUCUGAAACCGGCAUCGUUUCUGAUAUGGUCCCAACAGCAACAGCAGAUCCUCGGGGAGAAGCCCCUCCGUACUUUGAAGUCAUCGACCUCAAUGACGACUCACAGCGAAACCUCAUUGACGUAAGACCUGAGCUGGCCGCCUCCCCACCCUCAAAUCCGUCAACGUCACCCGAGCCGCCAUCAACCGGUGGAUCAGGCGCCUCAUCAGCACCAAGGCGGUCUACAUUUAGAUCCCUUUGGCAGACUAUCUCUGCUUCGACUUCUGCAUCUGGAGCCCCUCAAUCCGCAUCAGGCUCGCCAGCUCAGAGCCCCCCGGGUACGGGUGCUGGCUCAACCCAUGCUCGCGCCGAGUCUGGGCUCUCCAACACCUCUUCAUCCAUUUCUAAUGCAUACUCCCCUCCCACUUCGCCGGUCCCAAGGACGAGCACGUCCCGCAUCUCCCACCGUCCUACCCCCUCCGGCUCCUCCUCGAUCCUUGCGCCCUUCCGCACCCUAUCUCGACAACGCUCCAUCCUCUCGAUGACCCACUCCAACCACUCAAAUACCUCAAACCUCCAGCACAACCGCUCGAAUUCCAACCUCAACCAACUAAACUCACCCUCCAUGAUCUCCCUGAACUCUAUUUCCUCUCCCCUCACACACACUACCAUCCGCACUGAGUUUACGUACCCUAAGGGCGGCUUGACGGCGGAGCAGAUCAAGCUGAUUUCGUCGAGGGAGAGUGUCGGUGGGCGGUUCGGAAAACCUUACGGACCUGACGCGGUGGCAUUUGCCGCAAGUCGCGAGGCGUUGGCGUCCAGGGAAGGGCUGCCGGACUUUGAAGAGGCAAUUGGAUCGGAUGUUAAUCUGACUCGAAUGGGAGCUGGAAGUAGGCUUAGGACCGAUAGCAGUGCCGCAAUGAGGCGACAUGAACGCGGGGGCUCGGAGAGUUCGCUGCCUAUGGCGCCAGAACCCCCAUUGCCAGCACAUUCACGGGACUCGUCAUCGUCCUCUUCGGCAGAAAGUGGCCAACCCAUCGCCGUUGCACAAGCCCCGCAAUCGGUGGACACCCAGAACGCUGGUGCUGCCCACCAAUUGGGUGAGGACUCUGGAGACGACGAAGAUAAGAAGGAGGCUGCGGAAGAGGCGUCGUCGCCUUCGACGAGCACUAACGCCAGCUCGACCAAUACGCCGUCGCUGCCAACGACUUCCCCGCCCACUUCUGCUCCCACCUCACCACCGUCGACGGCCUCAAGUGCUGCCAUGGAACUCCAGACCCAAGUGCAGAAGGCAAAAACGCCUCUUGUUGUAGCACCUAUUAACGUUGUAGCGGAUAAAGAACCCCAGUCAACGUCUUCUGCCCCUGCUACUGGCGCCCCACCAACCUCUUUCCGUGCACCGUCAACCGCGCCAUAUCGACCCGAAUCCCGUGCUAGCUCGAUGCAUUCGAUGCAGUCGUUUGCCACCGCCGCAGAGACCCUCCCUUCCACCACUCCUGUCCCCCCAUCGGACUCUGAAGGAGAAUCGGGAGACGAGACUGAUUAUCGAACUGACGGCGAAGGUGAAUCAAGAGACGAAGAGGGAGCUGGGGUCACCGCGGCAGAUGCUGCUCGAUUGAGACUUGAUGUUGGAAGCAAGAGGGACACGGUCAUCGCCGAGUCGCCUUCGACGCCGAAGCUGAAAAGCCGGACCAUGCAUUUGGUUGAAGGAACGGACACAACUAUAACUCAGAACCGAUUCGAUCAUGACGACGAUGACCUCGAUGAUACAUUCGACGGUGGGGACACUCCGAGUGCUAGUGCUAAACGAGGGAGCGUGAGUGCGAGGGGAGGAAAAUCUGCCAGUCGGCAAUCGACAAUGUCCACGAUGACCAUCGUGGCACCGAAGGCAUAA
This is a messenger RNA of Pleurotus ostreatus (oyster mushroom), 2562 nucleotides long. RefSeq lists its product as uncharacterized. NCBI's taxonomy places the organism in Eukaryota, Fungi, Basidiomycota, Agaricomycetes, Agaricales, Pleurotaceae. The coding region runs from base 1 to 2562 and encodes 853 amino acids. The transcript has 3 exons. The record is from RefSeq and is a predicted model, not a curated record.